Stylophora pistillata is the source of this 1630-nucleotide messenger RNA. RefSeq names its product putative RNA helicase mov-10-B.1. The record is from RefSeq and is a predicted model, not a curated record. Gene Ontology annotation, molecular function: RNA binding; 5'-3' RNA helicase activity. Lineage: Eukaryota; Metazoa; Cnidaria; Anthozoa; Scleractinia; Pocilloporidae.
AUGGAAAAGCUGAACCCCUAUGAAAUCCCCUUCACUGUCAAAGCCCAGGUCGUUAAAGGCAGCCAAAUCCGAGAGGGACUUAGGGAUCGAUUGGAAAAGAAGUUGAAUUUCGACAACUAUAAAGAAAAGUUCUGUCUGCUUCUUCAUGUGGAAGAGUAUCAAAUGCAAAAGGACAUCAGAAACUAUGAUAUGAAAGGAGUUGUUUUUAAACAAGAAAGAGGAGACAGACGCUUCCUCAUCUUGGAGGUGCCAGGUCUUGCAGAAAACCGCCCAUCUGUGUUACGCGGUGAUCAAAUCUUUGCCUAUGAGCCAGGAAAACUACACCAACGAUACAAAGGAAUAGUGCACAAAGUUCAAAAGCUUGAUGUGAAACUUGGCUUCGAUUUGAAAAACAUACCCUACGUGAAUGGGAAGAAGUUCGACAUUCAGUUCACAUUCAAUCGACUUUCAGUACAGAUGGAACAUCGCGCGUGUGAGCAGAUUGCAUCUGUGAACAGGCAAGAAAUGCGCCAUGUUCUUUUCCCAACAGAAGACAGUCUCGAUCAAAGGGGAGAAAUAAACAAAGAAGUCAGAUUCUUUUACGAUCGCCACCUGAACGGUGAACAACAACAGGCAGUUCAGAAGAUUGUGUCGGGUGCGUCACGCCCUGCUCCAUAUCUCGUGUUUGGACCCCCCGGAACUGGAAAGACUGUCACUUUGGUGGAGGCUAUUAAACAGGUGCACGUUUUGAUUGGUUCAAGCUACAUUCUGGCGUGUGCACCAGAAAACAGUGCUGCUGACCUAUUAGCUGAGCGCCUGUUGGCUCACGUAGAUAGGGGUAAAUUGUUCCGGAUGUACGCUGCGUCACGGGCCUGGGACAUUGUGCCUCCAAAGCUCAAGGACGCACGAGUUGUGAAUUUUGACCCUGUGUCACAUGAAGUGUAUUAUCCCUCUAAAGAGGACUUGAUCAGCGACUAUCGUAUAAUUGUCACUACUUUGAUUACUGCAGGAAGGUUGGUGUCAGCAUUGUUCCCCAGAAAUCAUUUCACGCACAUUUUCAUAGACGAGGCGGGUCAUGCAACAGAACCUGAGUGUAUCAUCCCUGUGGCGGACCUCCUGGACCCCAAUAACCCCAGGGGCGGUCAGCUGGUGCUUGCAGGAGACCCUAAGCAGUUAGGACCAACCCUCAGAUCCUCGAUUUCACAGAAGUAUGGACUGGAAAUUUCUCUUUUGGAACGUUUGAUGACGUCAAGUCCCGCUUACACUCGUGGUCCCAGCGGGAAUUACAACUCGAAUCUUUUGACAAAACUUGUGAACAACUAUCGUUCACACAGAGCCAUUAUCGAGAUUCCUAAACAACUGUUUUAUGAAAAUGAGUUGAAUGAAUGUGCUGGAGAUUUCAGGUUAGAAAGUCAUUCAUAUUUCUUUUGAACGACGACCCGAUUCUACAAAGCCAUAAAAACUGAGAAAAUAGCUAUACUCUUUUGACACUUAAUUCAUCAUAAUAUGAUAUCAACAAUACUUUAUUAGGGAAGGGCCUGUAAAACGGACGGACUUUCAUAUGAUUUGGACGGGGAUACCGGUGGGAGAUUUUGGCGUGAGGCACAAGAGCAUACCAAACUACACGUGACCUGCACUUUAGUGACCCCCC